AUGCGCAACCGGUCCCCGUCCGACGCGACCCGAAGUAGCCACCGCAUCUCGGCCACCCCGCCCAUCUUUCCCAGUUACUUGCUACCCAGCUUCAAGUUUCCCUUUCUACGCCGCUUCUCCUCGUCCUCGCCCUCCGCCGCUACGACCACCGCCACCUCAGCCAGCACAACACCCCAGACCGGCCGUCUCGCGCGCCUCGCCCCCGACACGCUCCGCUGCACCGGCUGCUCCGCCGACCUGGCCCUGUCGUCGCAGAUUGUCUCCAAGGGCUUCACCGGCCGCUACGGCCGCGCCCUGCUCGUUGCGCCGCCACCAGCGGCCGACGACCAAGACAGCGCCCCCGCCGCGCUGCUCAAUAUUCGCCUCGGCCGCUUGGAAAACAGACAGCUCGUGACCGGCUGGCACGUUGUCGCGGACAUUUCGUGCGGCACGUGCGCGCGCAAGCUCGGCUGGAAAUACGUCGACGCCAAGGAGAAAUCGCAAAAGUACAAGGUCGGCAAGUACAUUCUCGAGACGGAGCGCGUCACGGCGUACCGCAGCUGGGGCGAAGACGGCGGCGGGCCGGACAGCAGCGUGGUCGUGGAUGGUACGGCGUAUGGGCAGCGGCGCCGUCCGAGCGCUCAUGAUGUCACGUUUGACUCGGAGGACGAGGACGAAUGCGACGACAUCUUUGCGGGGACGUGGGAUGCGCGCGCGGUGGCACAGCGAAGGGCCGAGAUGAUUGCCCUGGCUCGCCCUGAGGAGUGA
Cordyceps militaris CM01 is the source of this 747-nucleotide messenger RNA. Its product is annotated as yippee family protein. The coding region runs from base 1 to 747 and encodes 248 amino acids. The record is from RefSeq and is a predicted model, not a curated record. NCBI's taxonomy places the organism in Eukaryota, Fungi, Ascomycota, Sordariomycetes, Hypocreales, Cordycipitaceae. The transcript has a single exon.